Erpetoichthys calabaricus (reedfish) is the source of this 3572-nucleotide messenger RNA. It is a transcript of the gene plpp5, whose product is annotated as phospholipid phosphatase 5. The coding region runs from base 185 to 988 and encodes 267 amino acids. The record is from RefSeq and is a predicted model, not a curated record. Gene Ontology annotation, biological process: phospholipid metabolic process. Lineage: Eukaryota; Metazoa; Chordata; Cladistia; Polypteriformes; Polypteridae. Gene Ontology annotation, molecular function: phosphatidate phosphatase activity. The transcript is spliced from 9 exons.
GCCGUCGCCACUGUCUACCUCCGGAAGUGCCACGUCGUGUGUCGCUGGUGUGAGAGUGUGCUAAACAUGAAAGAGGUAUGGUUUCCUUGCAAACCGUUUUCAGGCUGACAUCACAGGAGGAACUGCAAAGGAGGAAAAGACAUGUGGAAGUCAACAGAAAAUUAGCUCCUCAAGGACCAGCUAGAUGUUUACAAUGAAGAAAACCUUGGACUCCUAUUUUGCCUCUGAAGCUCUAGUGCGACUUCUUUUGUUUGGAGUGUUUAUGUUAACAGAACACAUCCCUCCGUUUAUAAGAGAAAUUCAGCCAGAGGAGUUGUGGCUUUAUAGAUUUCCAUAUGUGGAAGAGGACCAUGUUCCCACAAAUCUAAUGUUUGGCAUUGCCUUUUUUGUACCUCUAUGUGUCAUUUUGCUGGGCAAAUUUUCAAAUAAAGUUGAGCAAGAAGACACAAAAGAAGCAUGCCUUGCUGCUACUUUGGGUCUGGUACUAAAUGGCGUGUUUACUAACACUGUGAAGUUAAUUGUUGGAAGACCCCGGCCUGACUUUCUGAACCGCUGUUUUCCAGAUGGACAGAUUAACUCUGAAUUGCGGUGCAGUGGAAAUUCAGACACUGUGCUCGAGGGGAGAAAGAGUUUUCCUAGCGGACAUUCCUCUUUUGCUUUUGCAGGCCUGGGAUUCACUGCCUUCUAUAUAGCAGGAAAACUACAUUGUUUUGCGCCAGCAGGCCGUGGAAAAUCAUGGAGAUUGUGUGCCUUUUUGAUGCCACUGCUUUUUGCAGUUAUGAUUGCACUGUCGAGGACUUGUGAUUACAAACAUCACUGGCAAGAUGUAUUCAUUGGAUCAGUUAUUGGACUCAUAUUUUCAUACUUGUGUUACAGACAGCAUUUCCCACCACUGACUGACAAUGAAAGUCACCGGCCUCUGAAAUGUAAAGGCACCGUGCCAUUAGCACAAGAACGAAAACUUGCCAACCUUAUUCUUCCCAUAUAGGGACAAGGAGGACACAGAUUAUAUUUUUUAUUUUUUUUUUAAUUUGUGCAUCUCAAGUAUCUAACAGUUGCUGCACAACAAACUAGUAUUCUAAAUGCAGGGUCAUCUUCAAAGCUGCCAACAUAGAUAAGCUACUACAGAGUCUAGGAGGGAACAUACAUAAAAGAACUCAGCUGUGUUCGGACAGAUAACCGUGCUAUAGAAGAGCCACACUUCUUCUUCAGGAAAGUGUUCAGCCAAGCUUGGAGUACACUUGAUCUUGGGCUUUCCUUAUGCUGGAAUAUUUGAAAUUUAGAUUUAUAAAUUGAGAUCACAUUUCUGAAAUUCAUGUAAGCCCUUAGCACAAGUAACACAGGUAAGAAUGGUGACUAUUGAUUCUGUAUUUGUGGAGGAUUAUGUCAACUCAAAAUUUAGAAGAAGGUCAAAAACAUGAAUGCCGAGAGCUUGAGUUCUUUGUAUAUUUGUGGUGGUGUUUAUUUAAACAAAGUAAGUAAAUGUUGGCCAAGCUGACCAUUUCACACCACCCUUACAGGUAACAAGUAACGCAUUUACUCUACAGAUGAAACAGGAGAAGUGUAUGUAUAGCUUAUAAACCAGGGAAGGUUUUGUUCAGUGCUGAAACAAAAGAAGAGGCACAUUAGUUUCAUGGAGAGGAAAGAUAUUUUGUGCUGAGCUCAUGAAAUGAAGUGAAGAAAAAGAUGUUUGCUUUGAUGUAAUGAUAAUUCACAUUCUAUCUGACUUACAAUGUUGGGACUAUUCAUUUCUGACAUAAAAGCUAACAUUUCAACAGUUUUUAAAGUUUUAAAAGGAUCAAAGUCAUAUUCUGCCAGAUUAAGAGUAAAACUUACAUUCCAUCAACUUAAAUAAGGUACACCGGUGUACACUUGGGCGCCUAACCCUUUUUUCAAGCAUUAUGUGUGGUUGGUUUUGAUUUAGAUGAACAUUCCUUUUGGGCCAAAUUUGUUGAAUAUUUACAUAGUGAAAGCUGUUCAUUUAUAAGGGUUCAGGAUAAUAUCAAUGACGAAUACAAAUAUAGGAAGGCCUGCCUUUAGUUUUACUCCUCAAGUACUGAACUGUCUACACUAGUGGUCUCUAAGAGUGGAGUUGCUAAUGCACCAGGAUUGCACUAAGCAGCUCCCUGAUCGUGUCUGACGUCUGCCCUCUGAGGUUCAAUCAAAGCCAACUAUGCUUACUACCUGUGGUGUGUCCAGUGCCUGUUUAAUUAUGUGAAAUGUGUAUUUAGAACAUCAAGUGGAAAGGCUAUUAAAUGUGAAAUUUGUGACUGUCCUAUUUUAAAAAUUGGUACUCUGCCACUAGUCCUGCUUUAAGAUAUCUAAUGCAGUAUGUCUUGUUUACUUUUUUUUACAUUGAAAACAUAUUUUAUGUCCUUCAUUCUGUUUUUUUCCCCUAACAUGUAUCCAGGUGGUUGUCUUUGUAAUGAUCUUUAGUAUGGAAGAGAGGCCUACUUCCCAGUGCUUAGUUUGGUCUUUUUUAUUGAAAGUAGGAAGUACUUAGUCAGUACUGCUAUAAAGCAGGCUUCUGUUUGUUACGUAGCAAAGUAAAGAAUUUUAACAAAUGUCUUAGAAAAAGUAAAGUACACGCUCCUGCUGAUUAGGUCAAGUAGAAAGGAAAGUAGUGGAAUCUUCGUUUCAUCCUAAAGAAAGAGCCUCUGGAAAGUUAUUGGGAAUAUUAAUAGCAGGGACAUAAAUUCUGGCUGAACAAACAGUAGGCGAGGCAGCGGCUAUCAUUUGAAACCUUGCAUCUUGAAGCAGAAAGCCCUAAAAGUCCUUCCAGUCUCCUGCUAGCUCUUUCAGUGAGGCCCAGCAUCAAAUCCUUGCAGUCUGAUAAAUGUUCAAGAGCAAAUGUUUCAUUGUUAGUAUUGUGCGAGGUUUAUUUAAAUGAUAAAGAUGCUGAAAAACAAGCUUUGGAUCAAAAAAAGAAAAACGAGAGCCGUUUGAGUCUGUACAGCGAUGAUUUGUGGUUGCCGUAAAUCUGAGCAUAUUGUGAGUUUUUGGGAGUCAUGGACUUUUCCAAAAAGAAAUGUGAUUGAACUUUUAUGUGUGGGAAGACACUACAAACCACAAACCUGUCCUCAGAAAUAAUAAACUGACAAACAGUCACAACUGUCACGUCCAUUUUAUUUUCUAAUUUCAGUCCUGUUUCAGGCUUCUUGCAAAUUCUGACACUGACUUGCAUACAGGCUUGAAUAAAUACAUGUCCUUGUCACUUAGCUGUAUCACGCCGCCAUUUGCUUUUCUCAUUCUAGUCUAGAAUAUCUUAUGUUGAUGCUUUGCUCUGAAAUACAAAUGAUUUUCGAAGAACUACCAUGAACAUUAUUUCUGCUUAACUAUAAAAUGUCCAGGAAUUUAUCCUUAAAUAAAAGACACAUAUCCCUGCAUCCUCAACGUGUCUUAUACAUGUAUGUGCCAUUAAUGGCUCAGGAUAAUCGUCUGGCACAGAUUGACUAUCUGACUUGAGUACACCAUUUUUCUAAUGACUUGUAUUACCUUCAGAUGUUUGUAAUUAUGUUUGUGAAAUUACUGAUUUCACUUUGUUUACAAUAAAUAAGACAUUCAUGAGAUGA